Meriones unguiculatus (Mongolian gerbil) is the source of this 1032-nucleotide messenger RNA. It is a transcript of the gene Smim40, whose product is annotated as small integral membrane protein 40. The transcript is spliced from 2 exons. The record is from RefSeq and is a predicted model, not a curated record. The coding region runs from base 437 to 679 and encodes 80 amino acids. Lineage: Eukaryota; Metazoa; Chordata; Mammalia; Rodentia; Muridae.
UGCCUGCCUGUCCUUUUCAAUAUAAGUGUCUGGAACAGGACAUCUGUUGCCAAAGCAGAGUCACAUACGGUAAAGCUAAGUAGGAUUUAGUGAUCAUAUAGCCUGACCUUUCACAUCAGGCUGGGCGAUUAAAUGAUUGUCCUGGGCCAGUGAGACAGCUCAUCAGGUAAAGUGCCUUUAGUCAAGCCUGACGCGCUGGGCUAGAUCCCUGGAAUCCAGGUGAAGUUGAUGAGGGAACACUCACACAGUCCUAAGACUUAUUAAAAAAAAAAGCCCCCCCCACUCAAAAGCCUUUCUCUCCUCUCUCCCUGGGCUCUUGAAUUAGGGUCAAGGCCGGCAGGUGCAGGAUCAUCACUGCCUCACCCUGUAAUCCUGGCGGUGCUGAGCCAGGCCUUCCAGCUCCGUGAGCCAGCCAGCCGUCUGGCCGCGCGAGAGGAUGGCGGAGGAAGAGGGCGGCGUGGAGGAGAGUGAUGUGUUCCUAGCCUUCGCCCAAGGGCCCACUCCUCCUCGGGGGCCCCUGCGGCGCGCUUUGGACAAGAUCUUCCUCACCUUCUUGGUCCUCUUCCUGACAGUGCUGAUGUUGGAGGCUGCUUACAAACUGCUGUGGCCCCUGCCAUGGGCCAAGUUUCGGGACUGGCUUCUGAGGACGCCCCAGGAGGAGGCGGCGCUGGAGCUGUGAGGGUCUCCCUGUAGACACCGCCUCAGAGCUCUCCCGGAGGAGUAUACACGCGAGGGGCCUUGGAGAGCCUCAUUUCCCGGCGCUCCCAGCGGCAGCUUGCACGGCUGCCCCUCAAGCGUGCGCCAGGUUACCCGCGCCCCGCCUCGUCCCCUGCAAACCCCGCCGGGAAGCACGGUCUUCUGCUGAGGACGACCCUCGGAGAAACAGAGCGCCCCAGUCGCCCCAGCUGGCUCGGUCAUCACGUCUGUGGUGCGGGGCGAGCAGCGGGUCACCGACAGCAAUAAUAACAAUACCUCACCUGUGCAGCAUGCUGUGCUCAUUUGUGUGGAUGUGUGUGUGCACCCGAACCUAGA